AUGGUGGGGAGGACUUCACAGAAUCACGACUCAGGACCGCAACUCGCUGCCAGGACGCCGCCGACGACGGACGGAAGGGGAAAGGGCGUUGCCUUUGCCAGCGAUGAGGGUAGUGCUCGAACAAGACGGGCGGCCUACGACGAGCGUGUGCGCACCACCUCGGUGAGCUCUGAGGACUCUGAAGGAUACGAACACGUGAAUACGCUGCUAUCUGCGUCGUCGAUUGCGAAUACCGAUACCGUAUCUUCGUCGGGCCACUCGACGGCCAUGACGUCGGCUACCACCUACGAUGAGCGACCCGACGACGGCACUCCAAUCGCCGAACCGCCGUAUGCGCCUCCCAGCCUUAGCCUUCUCGAACUCGUAUCUAAUACUGCAUCGUCGUCUGCGCUUCCCGAUAGCUUCGAUGUCAAUGUGUCGAGGAAAGGUGGCUAUGUGGCAGUAUACUCGGCGUCGAACUUGUUCUUGAUCAAGACGGUGCAACUGCCGCGACUAUGGGCAAGGACACUACAGGUCAAGCGCAAGCCGGUUGCCAUUGAUAUCACCGAAGAUGGCUUUCUGUUAGCAGUGCUGUCGAGACCCUCUCAGGUCGAUCUAUACGAAAUACAUGGCGAGGGGGACAAUCAGAUCAAGAAAAGGCGGACUAUUAUGCUCGUGCACGAGGCAAGCUCCAUAGUCAUAUCACCGGAUGCACGUAUAUUAAUCACGGGAAAUAAAUUUGGCAUCGAGGUUAUUGCUAUUGGGCCAGAAGUAUCCGAGACGACUCGGCGUACGCUUUCUGGCCCAGCCGGCGAUGCGUUGGAGUUCUCGGACGAUGGUCGGACGCUGCUCAUUACAGGCUAUGCGAGGAAGUCGGAUGGCUCAGCCCUGUUUGUUCUUCCUGGUCUCUACGAUGGCCCGCUCACGGAGGAAGGAGAGCCGAUACCGCAACCACCGGAGGCUGCGUGGACGGGUUCAGUGCUGUUUCCAGAGACUGCGAGAAUUGCGCGACAAGCUACACUGCUCCCUGAUGCGGAUACAGGGACUUUCAACGAACUUUUCGCCUUCAACGCCGAGGAAGACUCGUGGGGAAUUUACGAUAUUGCAUGCCAACGAUUCACACAGCGGAAGAUGUUCUUGCCAGAUCACGCAAGGUGGACGCGCUCCGAGUUUGUGGAUGAUGCCAUGCCUGCUGUAUCUCCGAAUGCCGAUCUUGCGGCGGUAGCCUUGCGGAUGCGCGGGACGACCAAUAUCUGGAUUUACGAAGUACCAGGUUGGGAGUACAAGCCGAGCGAAAAGACCAAGUUGGAUGCCCCAAUUCAGCCUUGCUUUUGCGUCCCUAUCCCAAACGACAACGCAGGUACUCUGCAAGAAAUAUGUGUGCUGAGAUGGGUCAGACUGAGUGCAAAUGUACAGCGACUUGUAGCAGUCGGCAACUCGAGCAUCCUGCCCGACGAGAACGAUGUGCCGGGGGCGCCACUGGGCUCCAAGGGUGUUUUGAUAAUUCUUGAUUUCGACAAGACGAAACCCCUGGGAAGCGCUCCACCAACGCCGCUGAAGACAGAAUACGACUUAGACCCCCUUUGUCCGGGCGAGAUGCUGCCAGAAGGCUCCAUAGACUUUGAUCGCGAGGUAGAACUGGUACGAACCAGGACCAUGGCGCAGCGAAGAGCUCAGGACCGGAACGACAUCGUUGCACGAAGACCUUCGAGAAUUGGUACUACACCCGUCCAACGAUCACUUACUACUGCCAACCCCAAUGCAUCACGGCCCCGAUUACCAUCAGAUGAUUCUGAGGAGUUGACACCGGAGGAGGCACAGGCAAUGUUUGAAGCUCCGUAUGAUAACCAGCAACCCCGAUCUCAGAUGUCUCUAGCUAGAGCUGCUACUGUUGCGGCGAUAUCACCAGCAAACCGUCAGCAUCUCCGUGCACUACCUUUCAGACCUCUGGAAUAUCGCCGCGCGGACGGUCAUCGAGAGCUACCACACGAAAGUGAUGCAGAUAACUGGGUGCCACCUCCGCCGGCUUAUACAACCACUGCCGCAGCAGCGGAAAGCGUCAGCUUAAGCCAUCCCGAUGCGCCUCCGGUGCCGCGAUUAUCCCACGCGCACUCCUCGCCUUCGAUACCGCCUGUCCCCCCAUUACCAAACAUGUCCGCUACUAUCAACCCCUCCCAACUAUCCCCAUCGCAUCCUUACCGGCGUCGCCAGCAAUCAAUCUCUUCAAUCGACGUCUCCUCCUCCCCAUCCCCAGAGUCAACCCGCCGCCCCUCUCUGCUCCACCCAUCCACAUACCCUGACCCCCAAUCCUCAGGCUCCACACGAAGAAGACGAUCAAGCACCCGAUCCCCACCAGAACAGAUGUCCUACACACCCUUACCACACACCCCAUCUGCAUCUGUGUACCCCAACACCUCUUCACACAUGCCUACUCGACGGCCUACAAAUAGCCGUACACAACGUGUCUCACAACACGACAACCUCGACCUGUACGCUCCGCCCGUCCCUAGUCUACCACCGAAUACCCGCCGCGGCUCAGCGCCCAAUGUAGCUAUCCAGCGCCGUCCUUUACCCCCGACUAGCCCACGUAUGAGCAUGCCUUAUCAAGCCCCAAUAGCUCCAGCCACGAACAGUCAGCCAAGAAACGCGUUACCGCCCCUCGUUCCUCCAGGCCAACAGUUUGCAACUGGUCAGAGAUUCCCGGUUAGUGCGCCCCCAAGGACGGGUCAGGAUGCGCAGUACAAUCAUCCUUAUGGGCAACAUCCUUAUGGCCUGCAAGCAAUGGGUGGUUUGCAUAGGGCGAGCCAGAGUGUAGGGAAUUUGAUUGCUGGUGGGGGUGCUGCGGCGAGUGGGAGGAAUCCAAGGAUGGAUCACACCGAUGUGUUGGUUGGGGAAGGGGAGAAGGAGAAGAAGGGGAACGGAAGGAAGAGGCUUGGAUGCGUUGUUAUGUGA
Molecule: messenger RNA, 2931 nt
Organism: Alternaria atra
Lineage: Eukaryota; Fungi; Ascomycota; Dothideomycetes; Pleosporales; Pleosporaceae
Exons: 1
Coding region: 1-2931 (976 amino acids)
Molecular function (GO): protein binding
Source: RefSeq, a predicted model, not a curated record